Messenger RNA from Danio rerio (zebrafish), 4067 nucleotides. Lineage: Eukaryota; Metazoa; Chordata; Actinopteri; Cypriniformes; Danionidae. The record is from RefSeq and is a predicted model, not a curated record.
UAGCAGCCGACGCUCAGUUUCGCUCUAUUCGCCCUACGUGCGCCCACACAGUGUUAAACCGAGGCUCGUUUUAUUCAGAAAACCGAUCUACAGCAAGCUGAGUUUUUGACAGACUUGUAACCGUGUCGUUUUAGGCUCUAAUGCUUUUAAAUUACGUUUCGGACUUCGGAUGUCUACUUUUCCAAAACAAAACAAUUACAGACUUUUUUCCCAUGUUUCUAAGAGGAUAAGUUAACUGUUUUUUCCUACCUAGCAACAGGGCGCUUUUAUCCAUUUUGUUGGCUUAACAGUUACUUGGGAAUGUUCCGCAGGUAGUGUCUAGGUAGAGAGAUAACUUGCUCGUUUAUUGGAUCACGGCGACUAGAUAGUUGCUGCAAACUGUAAAAACGGCAGUAUCGGACAGGUGACUGCGGCUCAAAGCUGUCGGAGGACAUGGAAUCCACAAAGGCUGGUGGAGUAAUAGCUUACAUUAGCUCCUCAAGCUCAGCCUCCAGUCCAGAGUCGUGCCACAGUGACUCCUCCAACAGCAGCUUUCAGUCCUGCUCUCCACCCCAUACAGGGCAGGGCCAAGGCGAGACCCUUCAUGUGGCCUCUCAUUCUCGCCCACCAAGGCAUGGUGGAGGGAAAGCACGAUCACUCUCCUCCACCAAAAGUGGCAUUACAAGGUUUCUUCAGGAGGAGCAUUCAGCAGAACAUUCAGUAUAAGAAGUGCCUUAAGAACGAAAGCUGUCCCAUUAUGCGCAUCAACAGGAACCGAUGCCAACAGUGCCGUUUCAAGAAGUGUCUGCUUGUGGGCAUGUCAAGAGAUGCUGUGCGUUUUGGCCGGAUUCCCAAACGAGAAAAGCAACGCAUGCUGCUUGAGAUGCAGAAUGCUAUGAACAAUAUGAUGAACAACAGCCACGGCAACCAGUCCCUUAACAACCAGACUUCAGCUGCUGAUGGCACUUCUGAGGAUGGCACUUCUGAGGAUAGUACUUCUGGUCCUUCCUCUCGAUCCCCCUCAAGCUCACCCAGGAGCAAUCGAUCUGAAUCCAGCCCAGAUCCUGAGCUGCAGAUUGCCAUGGAUACAAGCUCAAGCUCAGACUCAUCCAGUGCUACUGACAGUGGAGAAGAGGAGGUUAUUGGCACAGUCACUAGGGCACAUCAGGAGACAUUCAUGUAUAAUCAGGAGCAGGGCAGUAUGGCUUCAGAGGCGCUUAAUAACUACAGCCAUUGCACAGAGAAGACUCAGGAGGUCUUGAACCACCAGAACAAUGUGUCCUCAGUAAGUGAACAGAAUCCACAGUCGAGCUGUGGUCCACAGGGUCCUGAAGACUCUGGUCAAGACUACAGUACUCUGAGCAGCUGUCCAGUCCGACUUUCCAAUAACAGCUCCAGGGGACCAUCUCUGCAGACCCUUACUUUUAGAGCUCACAAUGAUCAUGAAACCCAUGCCAAUGGCAGCUAUAUUGUCCCAACAUUUCCAAGAGCAAACAGGAUGCACCUGGUCUGCCCGAUGAAUACAUCACCAUAUGUAGAUCCUCAGAAAUCAGGUCACAGUAUUUGGGAAGAAUUUUCCAUGAGCUUCACACCAGCUGUCAGGGAGGUGGUGGAAUUUGCAAAGCGUAUUCCAGGAUUCAAAGAUCUAUCCCAGCAUGACCAGGUCAGCCUGCUCAAGGCCGGCACCUUUGAGGUGCUGGUGGUCCGUUUUACAUCCUUGUUCGAUGUGAAGGAGCGCAAGGUUACAUUUCUGAGUGGCAGGAAGUAUAGCGUGGAUGCUCUGCGCUCGUUGGGAGCUGGAGAUCUUCUCAACUCAAUGUUUGACUUUACAGAAAAGCUGCAAGCUCUGAAUCUUAGUGAGGAGGAAAUGAGUCUCUUCACCGCUGUAGUGUUGGUGUCUGCAGAUCGCUCUGGUUUAGAGAAUGUCAACUCGGUUGAGGCCCUUCAGGAAACUCUGAUAAGAGCUCUGCGCAGCUUGAUCACCAAGAACCACCCCAACGAGAUCGCCAUCUUCACAAAACUGCUUCUCAAACUCCCAGACCUGCGCUCUCUUAAUAACAUGCACUCUGAGCAGCUCUUGGCCUUUAAGGUCCACCCCUGAUCGCCCACCAACUCUCAUAAACUUGGACCACACUCCACUCCAUCCACCUCUAGAUCCUCCAACUCAUUCCUGGGGCCCACUCAGCCCCUUUUGCUGACAUUUUCCCCCGUGACCUGCUGGUUUUAAAAUGGAGGUAGAGGGGGGCACAAUAGAAGUCAUUGUACUGUAGUAUGCCUCUGUUUGAACUAACACACACAACUUGCAAGCACAAACUGGAAGGGUUUCGUUGUAGAUGCUUACGAGAGUUUGUAUGAUUAUGCAGUUUGUGUGUGUGCAAAGGCACCUUGAAUUUGUUUUUGGAUUUAAAUUGCUUGUGCAAUAAGUGGCACGUUCACUGUUUUUGGAUUGUUUCUUGUUGGUCACUUAAUACUUCCAGAAAAGAGGAAGUAAGGUAUCUUGUGGAAAUACCUAGGCUUUGUUUCUACACACAAGCUUAAAACAAAUGAGCACAUUCUGACAUGCUUUCUUAUUUGAAGAUGAGAAAAUGACAAACUAUGAAUGAAACAACUAUGAAUUAAAGAAUGUGGAACAAGCUGCUAAUCAAACUUUUUGGCAGAAAGACACAAGAAUGUUUAACGGAUAGAUCUAUUUUUGAAGUUUGUUUUAGGUCUGAAGAACUCUUUUUCAAGUGAAAGCCACUUUAUCAUUAGGCCCGAAACAUUAUGCAAGCAUGGGAAAGCAAACGUCUCGUCUUUUUCAAUCUGAAACGUUAGACCACAAGUUUUAACAUGUGAUAAUGUAGGAGAGAUUUGCCAAAUCUCUGUUUUAUUCAGUUUUCUCUUUAUGCGACUGCCAUAGUAGAAUGACUUAGACCGUCUUUGCCAGUUAAACUUAGUUCAAUUAUUAAUGUUUAUAGCUAGCUACAAGCAUUGGUUUAAUGGCAGACAUUUAAACGUGAUUCUGUCACCUGCUUGUGUUUGUUGCUGCCAGUAUUUAACCAGACUGCAUACUUGGCCAAGCGUUUGCUUUCUUGCAUAGAAUGUUUCUGACUUUAGAUCUGCAUAAAGAUGCAGCUAUGUUUAUGUUUCGAUUCAUAGGGCUUUUAGUAAUGACACAAUCUUUGUUGAUGCUAAAUGACAAAAGGAGGAGUAGAACGUAAUGCAUUUUAUCACUGAGAAUUUCAUAUUCUACUCCCGGUACCGAUGAGACACAAAGCCAUCAACAGUCAUGUUAUAAAUGCCUAUAGCUGAGGUCAUGUAAUUCUGUUCAUUUCUUAUUCUUUAUUUUGGGCAAGUCUGAUCAGCGAUUGUGUAAUUUUUGUGUCUGUAUGAUCUACUGCACUAAGCAAACCUAAUCGUCGCUUCAUUAGACAGAAAGAUACAAGUGGUUUGAUUUGAAGAGGAAAGAGAAAUUGGCCCAAAAUUCCUUCAAUGCCUCUCAUCUUGCUGGCUUUGAGCUCUGCUGCAGAUUAACGGUCAAGUAAAGAAGUAUCUCGAAUUCCGUUUGGUGUUGGUGUUCAUCAUUGUUCUGCCUGUGGCUCACUCAGUGACAUUGUUGUGUUGCCAUAAUACAGUCUGUUUUUCUCUCUCUCUGUGAAAGCAUUAUAUGAUAGCUAGAUUUAUAUAUAUAUAUAUAAAAUAAAUAUACAUAAUAUAAUUACAUGAAUACAAAAUAAGAAAAUAAACAAAUGCUGAACAUUCUCUCCUUGUGUUGUUAUCUUUGAACAACGAGUUCGAAGCAAGCAAAAAAUCUACACCUUUUAAUUAAAAUAUAAGCACUUAAUAGGCUUCAGCAUUCAUUUAGUAGUUCAAGCGUAAAAUGAGAUGAAAGGCUAUUCAAACCUAAGUGCCAUCAGGAUUGCUGUGUUGAGAAGUAUGCAGUAAUACCUCAUUUUAAUUCAUUGUUACUUUAUAACAUGUAAUGUAAAACUGCAAUGCUGGAGACUCCAGUGAGAAUGUAUGUGGAAAGUGUUGGCUAAAAGAAACAAGAAGAAUAAAGGGAGAAGUUGAGUGUUUUAUGUUAAUAAAUGAACACAAACUGGCCAUAA